GAUUGAUGGUGCAUUCGAGCUGAAGAGUGACGUGUUUGGGAGGAAAGAGCACCAUAUAUGUACAUCAGACUCCCUCAUUUGUAAACUGUAUACAACAAAAGCACAGCUUCCACUGCAGCCCCUGCAUUUGUCUGGCCUGACAUCAUGCCUAUCAUAAGCAAUACAAAUGACUUCAGCAAUUUCUCCAUCAGCACAGAUGACAGCAGCCUCGACCGUUUUUUUACCGAGAUCCCUGAGACUGAAACCAUUAAAGGAGUAUACUUUCAGCGAGCUCAGCUGCUACGUGACCCCUCUGCGCUCUCAAACGUCGACCACAGCAAACAGGCCCUUGUGAAUGUUGGUGGGGAUCGUUACACGUUUGCCUGGAGCACCCUGGAUGACUUCCCUCUCUCCCGUUUGGGCCAGCUACGUUACUGCAGCAGUCUUGAAGACAUCGCUCGACUGUGUGAUGAUUACGACGAGGUGAGCCGUGAGUACUUCUUCGAUCGAAGUGCCACCGCAUUCCGCGUCAUCCUCAACUUCUUGGCGGCUGGAAAGCUGAGGCUGCUGAGGCAGGCGUGUUCCGUAUUUCUCUCAGACGAGCUUGCUUACUGGGGCAUCGAGCCCACCGGGAUGGAGCGCUGCUGUAGGCGCGUUAUGAUCACCUGCAUGGAGGAGAUGGCUGAGAAGAAGCAGAAAGAGGAGGCCCGGAGGCAGAAGUGGCUAAAGAAACAACCAAUACAAGAGAAGGGGGAAGGGUUCCAUGGCUUCUUGAACCGUCUGAGGGACAUGGUGGAUAACCCACACUCUGGCUGGAUGGGCAAGAGCUUUGCCUACAUCUCCGUGGCAAUGAUCGUUGUGACCGUGGUUAGCUUGUGCAUCAGCACCAUGCCUGAGCUCAGAGAAGAGGAAAGCAGGGGCGAAUGCUCCCAGAAGUGUCAACAGAUAUUCAUCGUGGAGACCGUGUGUGUGGCCUGGUUUACCCUUGAGCUUGCGCUACGUUUUCUUCAGGCACGUAGCAAGCUACAAUUUGCAUGCGGGCCACUGAACAUUAUUGACGCUGUGGCCAUUUUGCCAUACUACAUCUCCCUGCUGGUGGACGAGAGAGAUCUGAGGCUGGGCGAUCAUAAGAAUGUUGGUGGGGGAUAUUUGGAUAAGCUGGGUCUGAUCCUGAGGCUCUUGCGUGCCCUGCGCAUCCUGUAUGUCAUGCGGUUGGUGAGGCACUCCCUUGGACUGCAGACUCUCGGACUUACGGUGCAAAGAAGCCUGCAUGAUUUUGGUCUCCUGCUCCUGUUUGUUUGCGUGGCUGUCACAUUGUUCUCGCCUCUUGUACACUUGGCUGAGAGCGAGCGCCACGGUUUCAGUAGCAUCCCUGCGUGCUUCUGGUGGGCGAUUAUUUCCAUGACCACUGUGGGCUACGGCGACAUGGUCCCACGCACCAUUCCUGGUCAGGUGGUGGCCUUUAGCAGCAUCCUGAGUGGAAUCCUUAUCAUGGCCUUCCCAGCUACCUCUAUUUUCCACGUGUUCUCACGUUCCUACCGUGAUCUGAGACAGGAACAUGAAAUGAUAUGCAAAGAUGAAAGAGCUGCCUUAUUAGCUGCAGAUGAGGUCUGGGUAGAAUCUGAGAUGAACACCUACUGUUGGACUCAAGGAUAUUCUAACAAACUGCAUGAGGGUGAGAAUAAGGACGGGCCUGAAAAAAUUGUUUUAGUAGACACAUCAUGCUCGGGCUUGCCAUAGAUGCUGGAACUAGUGAUCAUGGGGUUUGCAGAAACACUUGUAAUGGUGAGUGAAUCUUCACCCACUAAAAACAGGAACCUCAAUAUAGGAGCUUUGGCUUUAAAUGUGUUCAGGAUUUGUCUUGUUUGUUUGGCCUCAUCUGCAUAUCAUGACUAAUAAUAAAAGCGAAGUACUUGAUUGAAGUUAUUUCUUCAUAAUAUUUGGAUGAGUGUGCUAAUAGUGAUUAUAUAUGUCUAAAAUAUUCUGAUUACACUGUACAACAGUAACAACGGAUACGGGUACAAUAAUAAGAGUAACAGUAACCACUGUGGAUUAGGCUAUUUUAGAAUUAGACUGUUCUGCUUUGCUUGGGCAUGGAAAUAAUCUUCUUGAACUGAAUUAACCUGAAUUAUU
This is a messenger RNA of Tachysurus vachellii, 2112 nucleotides long. It is a transcript of the gene kcng4b, whose product is annotated as potassium voltage-gated channel, subfamily G, member 4b. Gene Ontology annotation, molecular function: delayed rectifier potassium channel activity. NCBI's taxonomy places the organism in Eukaryota, Metazoa, Chordata, Actinopteri, Siluriformes, Bagridae. Gene Ontology annotation, cellular component: voltage-gated potassium channel complex; membrane. Gene Ontology annotation, biological process: protein homooligomerization; potassium ion transmembrane transport. The record is from RefSeq and is a predicted model, not a curated record. Bases 145 to 1719 code for a protein of 524 amino acids. The transcript has 3 exons.